GGGCUGGAGGAGCAAAGAGGUUUGAAAGAUCGAGGAGGAAUCGGGGAAGUGAGAAGCAGCACAAGCCUCGGCAAAAGCACGUGUGCGUUUAGCGGAGCCGGAGCCGGUUGUCCGUCCGUGCGGGAUCGAAGGUGUCCGAAGGUUCGAGGAGCUGCAGUCAGGGGCUAUUUGUCAAGCUGCAACAGGGCAAAACAAAUCUGGAUUGUAAAAGGAGCGAGGGAGAAGCUCGGCUUUGAAAGCUCGAGGAAGCUGAGCUCCGAGCGAUCGCCGUCUCGUCGAUAUCGGCACGAUCCUCCGAGGAAGCUGCGUAUAUGGGUAUCCGGCAGGCAUGAUCCAGAUGCCGGGCACGGAUUGAACCAGCGCGAAACACACCAUUAACAAUCCUCAGAAACGAAGGACUGGAUCGAUCCUCUCCAACGAUCCGAGAUGCCGCACACCGGUCAAGCCGGAGUGAAUCAGCUGGGAGGCGUGUUCGUUAAUGGAAGACCAUUGCCCGACUGUGUCAGACGAAGGAUAGUCGAGCUCGCUCUGCUGGGUGUUCGACCUUGCGACAUUUCGAGGCAGCUUCUGGUUUCCCACGGAUGUGUAUCGAAGAUCCUAACCAGGUUCUACGAGACCGGAAGCAUCAGGCCUGGCAGCAUCGGUGGCAGUAAAACGAAGACUAACAAGAGAGCUUUGCUGUUGCAGCAAGUCGCAACGCCGACGGUCGUCAAGAAGAUAUUACGCCUGAAACAGGAACAGCCAGGCAUGUUCGCCUGGGAGAUCAGGGAGCAGCUUGCGAGGCAGGGAGCCUGUGAUCCCCAAAGUUUACCUUCCGUAUCCUCGGUGAACCGAAUUCUCAGAGGUGGAGGACUUCACGCCGAUCAUCCAACGAUCGAUGGCGGCUCUUCGAGCGCCUAUCAGACCCAGAUGACGUCCAAUCUGAACACCAGAGACGCCCUAAUGAGGACCGACUAUCAACAGAAGCUCUUUUACCCCGGGACCCUCGGACCCCUGCAUAUUUCAACAACCUCUGGCGGCGCCACACCACCGUCUUGGAAUCCCAGCUUCUAUUCCUCUCUCUAUCACGCUACGACCCUCCACUUGCAGCACGGAAUGCAAACCUUUACAUCGCUGGAGUCGGAGCGACUCUCGCAACAGGGCAAUAGCCAAAGUCAAGUCGACCUUAAGUCAAGUUCAAGUUCGAUGGCGGGUAGCGACGAUUCGUUGGACAAGAGUGACCUGGACGAUAACAACGAGUCGCAGGACACCUACAAGUCCUUUCAAAAUUCUUCGCUGAUACUGGAGCUCGGUCACAAGAUCGGUAGUGACCGAAGCGCAUUCGUUCGGCACGGAACGCCGGUCUUGACGUCGAAGUUAAAAAGCAUCCGAAGCUCGCCGAGCAGCUCGGACCAGAGCAACGUCGGGGAUAUGGACUCGAACGAGGCCUGCGAGUCGCGGAAGGUCCUGGAAACCGACGAGCCGAUAAAUCCGAGCGAGUCCAACACGGAAAGUGACCGGCAACCGGCCGCGCAACCUCAACGAAAACGGAAUCCGUAUUCCAUAGAGGAACUUCUCAAGAAGGACGAGAACAGAAACGAGUCGAAAAGGCAGAGAUUGACGAACAUAACCGGGGUCGUUCAGCCCUGCGGUCUCGUCCUUGACAAGGAUAUUUAGAGUUAGGAAAGUUUGUCUAAUUAAAAGCGGCUACGCGCGCUUCAACUAUCGUAUUAUCGCACCCUCGCGACUGUCGUUAUGAUUAUUAUUAUUAUUAUCAUCAUUAUUAUUAUUAUUUGUUUUUUCCUUCAUUUUAGUAGCUAUUAUUUUUCAUUAUUUUCAUUAUCGAUCACCUUACGAGUCAUUUUCGUUGUUGUAGACAGUAAUGACUUUGCACACUGUAAAUUUUAGCUUAUGAUAUUUAUACGUAAUGAUAACUAAAUUAUUGAUGCCAUCUUCACGAUCACGGUGAUCCUGAAACGGAAGCCAUAACGUUAUACUGUAGGAAGGUAUUGUGUAGAUUUUAGUGUCUGGAGUUGACCGUACUUCGUAUGCCU
Molecule: messenger RNA, 2033 nt
Organism: Diprion similis
Lineage: Eukaryota; Metazoa; Arthropoda; Insecta; Hymenoptera; Diprionidae
Gene: Poxn
Product: paired box pox-neuro protein
Exons: 6
Coding region: 427-1656 (409 amino acids)
Biological process (GO): anatomical structure development; regulation of transcription by RNA polymerase II
Molecular function (GO): RNA polymerase II cis-regulatory region sequence-specific DNA binding; DNA-binding transcription factor activity, RNA polymerase II-specific
Source: RefSeq, a predicted model, not a curated record